This is a messenger RNA of Rhizoctonia solani, 1005 nucleotides long. RefSeq names its product Nitronate monooxygenase. The record is from RefSeq and is a predicted model, not a curated record. Bases 1 to 1005 code for a protein of 334 amino acids. Gene Ontology annotation, molecular function: nitronate monooxygenase activity. The transcript has 9 exons. NCBI's taxonomy places the organism in Eukaryota, Fungi, Basidiomycota, Agaricomycetes, Cantharellales, Ceratobasidiaceae.
AUGUUGGGAAUCGACCAUCCUAUCCUCCUGGCCGGCAUGAACGUCGCUGCAGGUCCAGCGUUGGCAGCUGCUGUAACGAAUGCAGGUGGCCUCGGUGUGAUUGGUGGUGUUGGUUACACACCCAAAGUUCUUAGAAACCAGAUCAAAGAGCUGAAGAAAGACCUCAAAAAUCCCAAUGCUCCCUUCGGAGUCGACUUGCUCCUUCCCCAGGUCGGCGGCAAUGCACGCAAAACUAACUACGAUUACACAAAGGGCCAACUGCCAGAGCUCAUUGACGUCAUUAUCGAAGAAAAGGCGGCACUUUUUGUUAGUGCCGUCGGCGUUCCUCCCAAGGAAGUUGUAGAUAAAUUGCACAAGGCUGGCAUUCCGGUCAUGAAUAUGGUCGGACAUACCAAGCACAUUCCGCGAGCACUUGACGUCGGUGUUGACAUUAUCUGCGCACAAGGCGGAGAAGGAGGUGGACACACUGGCGAUAUCGCCUCAUCGAUUCUUAUUCCGGCGUGUGUGGAUGCUGUCAAAGGUCGAAAGUCACCAUUGACCGGUGGGCCAGUCUACGUCGUUGCUGCAGGUGGUAUAUACGAUGGCCGUGGAUUAGCCGCAAACUUGAUGUAUGGAGCACAAGCUGUAUGGGUAGGCACCCGUUUCGUCGCAUCGAAGGAAGCUGGUGCGCCCCCUAAGCACAAGGAACUGGUUGUGGCCGCUGGUCAUGAGGAUAUCACUCGCACACUUAUUUACACUGGACGCCCAUUGCGUGUAUACAAGACACCAUAUGUUGCUGACUGGGAAGAGAACCGACGCGAGGAGAUUAAGGAGCUUACGUCCAAAGGAAUCCUUCCGGCUGAGCAUGACCUGGAAAAGAACCCAGGAAAAUCGCUUGAGGCCCGUACGUUCCUGAUGGGCAGUGACGUUCUUCCUGCCAAGACUAUCAUUGACAACAUGGUCAAGGAAGCUGUAGAAAGGCUCCAGGCUGGAAAUACGUUGCUCGUUAGCAAGGCAAAAUUAUAA